GUGCCAAAACUAUUGAAUAGUUAAAAAAAUGGAAAUUCCUAUAAUUUGUUUUUUCUUGAAAAAUCAGCUUCAAUAGAAAUUCCUAUAUAUAGGGGAGUGAAUCCAAUUGUAUGAUUGUACAGUACCCUUCAAAGUUGAAAGUAGUUGAGUUCUCGUAUCAUGGAGACCAGUUACAAAACACUACUUUCCUUUUUCUUCAUGUUUAUGCAUCUGACAUCUUUAUCAAACUCCAAGUCUAUCAUCAAGAAUCUCCCUGGUUUUCAUGGUGAUCUCCCAUUCACUCUUGAAACUGGAUAUGUGGGAAUUGGAGAAGACGAUGCGGUUCAGGUCUUCUACUACUUUGUUGAAUCACAAAGAGACCCAUUGCACGACCCUCUUCUUCUUUAUAUUCCUGGUGGCCCUGGUGCUUCCGGACUAUAUCCUCUCCUCUAUCAAAUCGGUCCACUAAAUAUCAAUUUUGAAAGCUCAACAUGGACUAACAUUACAUUGGAGUUAAACCAAAAUUCAUGGGCAAAGGUAGCCAAUAUGAUAUUUGUAGAUCUACCCGCUGGUGUAGGGUUUUCAUAUGCUAAAACAUGGGAAGCAUCAAGGAGUAGUGAUUCGAUUUUAGCUUUACAAUGUUAUGAGUUUAUACAAAAGUGGCUUGUGGAGCACCCAAGGUUUCUUAAUAAUCCAUUCUACAUGUCUGGGAUUUCAUACUAUGGCCUUGUUAUACCAGCUGUUACUUUAGAGACAUACAAAGGCAAUCAACUUGGAAAUCAACCACAAGUGAAUAUUAAAGGAUGCAUAUGUGUAAGCCCUUUAACCGAUAAAUUCAAUGAUUUUAAUUCAAGAUUAGAGUUUGCCCACCAGUUUGCACUUAUUUCCGAUGAUAUAUACGAGUCUACAAAAGAAACUUGUAAUGGAAACUACAUAAAUUCUGAUCCGGAUAACAUAGCAUGUUUAUACAAUCUUCAACGGAUAGAGGAGUGCACAAGCGGACUUAACAUAGGCAAUAUAUUGGAUCCAGUUUGUGAUGCUGCAAAUCCAGCGCCAACUUGUUUUGAAGCUGCUGAUGAAUAUUUAGGAUCUUGGGCAAACAAUAAUGUUGUUCAGAAAGCACUUCAUGUUCGCGAGGGAACGAUUGAAACUUGGCACAAAACCAAUUAUUCUCUACAAUACGAUAUGAACAAAGAAGACACGAUUUAUUACUCAUAUGACAUCUUUAGUGGCGUCGACUACCAUAGACAACUUGUUGCAAGAAACUCUCAUGUUUUGAUCAUUAAUGGUGAUCAUGAUAUGAAUUUCCCAUACAUCGGCACUUUGAAAUGGAUUAAGUCUCUAGAUCUUCCAACUAAAAGCCCAUGGAAGCCAUGGUUUGUUAGUAACCAAGUUGCUGGAUACCAGAUGACGUAUGCUAAAAACGGAUACACGUUAACGUAUGCAACCAUUAAGGGUGCUGGUCAUGUAGUGGCAUUAAACAAGCCCGAAGAAGCUUUUUUGAUGGUGGAUGACUGGCUAUCUACUAGUUAUUUAAGCGAUAUCUAAGAACAUAAAAUAUAUCACUAUUAUUAAUUUACUUGUCAAUUCUAAGUCAUGACAAAUUAUGUCGCAUAUCAAGUUAAUGUUCUUAUGUUUUAUUCUUAUGUAAAAUCGAAGUCUAAUUAUUUUAUAUUAUGUUUAUUUUAAUAUGAUGUAUAACUA
Molecule: messenger RNA, 1683 nt
Organism: Helianthus annuus (common sunflower)
Lineage: Eukaryota; Viridiplantae; Streptophyta; Magnoliopsida; Asterales; Asteraceae
Product: serine carboxypeptidase-like 7
Exons: 14
Coding region: 160-1527 (455 amino acids)
Biological process (GO): secondary metabolic process; proteolysis
Molecular function (GO): serine-type carboxypeptidase activity; acyltransferase activity, transferring groups other than amino-acyl groups
Source: RefSeq, a predicted model, not a curated record